AUGACUAUUGAAUCAACUACUAAUUAUUCAUUUGGAACUAGAGCUAUUCACGUCGGUGCACCAAUUGAUCCAACAACAGGUGCAGUUAUCGAACCAAUUUCAUUAUCUACAACUUUUGGACAAUCUGAACCUUCAAAACCUUUAGGUAUUUAUGAAUAUUCAAGAUCAGCUAAUCCAAAUAGAGAUAAUUUUGAACAAGCUGUUGCUUCUUUGGAAAGUGCCAAAUAUGCCAUAGCUUUAUCUUCAGGUUCUGCUACAACUGCAUUAAUUAUUCAAUCAUUACCUGUUGGAUCACAUAUUAUUUCUGGUGGUGAUGUAUAUGGUGGUACUCAUAGAUAUUUUACAAAAGUUGCAAAUACUCAUGGUGUUAAAGCUACUUUUGUUGGAAACUUGGUUGAAGAUUUAGAAAGUAACUUAACUGAAGACACCAAAUUAGUUUGGUUGGAAACUCCAUCAAAUCCAACUUUACAAAUCACUGAUAUUUCUAAAAUUAAAGAAAUUGUAACUAAACAUGAACAAAAAACUGGGAACAAAAUUAUAAUAGUUGUAGAUAAUACUUUUUUAUCACCAUAUAUUUCAAAUCCAUUAAAACAUGGUGCAGAUGUUGUUGUUCAUUCAGUUACUAAAUAUAUUAAUGGACAUUCAGAUGUUGUAAUGGGAGUAUUAGCAACUAAUAAUGAUUUAUUACAUGAUAAAUUUCGUUUCUUACAAAAUGCAAUUGGAUCAAUUCCAUCACCUUUUGAUUCAUGGUUAGCUCAUAGAGGUUUAAAAACAUUACACCUUAGAUUAAAACAAUCAUCUAAUUCAGCUCAAAAAAUUGCAGAAUAUUUAUCACAAUCACCAUACGUUUUACAUGUUAAUUAUCCAGGUUUGAAAACUCAUAAAAAUCAUGAUGUUGUAUUAAAACAACAUAGAGAUGGAUUAGGUGGUGGUAUGAUAUCUUUUAGAAUUAAAGGUGGUGCUAAAGGUGCUUCUGUAUUUACAUCAUCAACUAAAUUAUUCACAUUAGCUGAAUCUUUAGGGGGUAUAGAAUCAUUAAUUGAAGUUCCAGCUAUAAUGACUCAUGGUGGUAUACCAAAAGAAGAAAGAGAAUCUAAUGGAGUAUUUGAUGAUUUAGUUAGAAUCUCUGUAGGUAUUGAAGAUACUGAUGAUUUAUUAGCUGAUGUUGAACAAGCUUUACAAAAAGUUAAAAGUUUGUAA
Lodderomyces jiufengensis is the source of this 1200-nucleotide messenger RNA. RefSeq names its product cystathionine gamma-lyase (gene CYS3). Gene Ontology annotation, biological process: transsulfuration. Lineage: Eukaryota; Fungi; Ascomycota; Pichiomycetes; Serinales; Debaryomycetaceae. Bases 1 to 1200 code for a protein of 399 amino acids. The transcript has a single exon. The record is from RefSeq and is a predicted model, not a curated record. Gene Ontology annotation, molecular function: cystathionine gamma-lyase activity; pyridoxal phosphate binding. Gene Ontology annotation, cellular component: cytoplasm.